This is a messenger RNA of Lactuca virosa, 276 nucleotides long. The record is from the annotation of a GenBank genome assembly. Lineage: Eukaryota; Viridiplantae; Streptophyta; Magnoliopsida; Asterales; Asteraceae.
AUGGAAGGCGCAGGAUCAUGGAGGACAUCUUCCCUUCCAGCGGAGGAGCAGUCAGUACCUGGUGCUAUUGACACUGCAGAAACUCCAACGAUGCUUACGGUUUCUGAGGAGGAUCUGAUGGAGGACAAUGAUGAGAUCGAGGCUGAUGGAACCAUUGGUUCGGAACCUUCCGAUCCUGAUUACACUCCAACCGAGCACAUUAGUCCGGACCCUUCUGAACAUGACUACACACCAACUGAGCCUGAGCACAUCAACUCAAACUAUGAGCCGGAUUAG